CGAAAUAUUUCAGCUCAAUCUGGCGGCAGCACCUCUUCUUCUCCCGCUCGAAGCUCGAAUUUUUGCCUACAAAAUAAAAAGCUUUAAGAGCUCUUUUAAUUGCACCAGAAGCCUUCGGAAAAAAUAAAAUCAAAGAGGAUUCCACUUUGGUUAGGGAACUUCAUUUUGGAGGAUCCUAACCUUCAGUUGUUGGUGCUGAAUUUGGGAAGAAGUUCUUCCAUUAUUUCCGAAUUAAAUCCAGCUUCGAGUCUCUAAGAUGAGUUCCAUGAACUUAAAUACCAACCACGGUCAUGGAAAGCUUGGCAUGAAAGCUGUUAAAUCGGAGCAACAUAUCGGAAGAUUGACUGUUCUAAGGGCUUCUAACAAUGAGUGCUCUCCAAUUGAUGAUUCAGGCUUUUGCUCGACAUCGUCAAUGUCUCCAGCCCCUAUUUGUCGACAGUUCUGGAGAGCUGGAGACUAUGAGGACAGGCUUAUUUCUAAGCCAGCAUGUCAAAAUCGCACAGGCUAUCUUCAUAUUCACCCCAAAUUUCUUCACUCUAAUGCCACUUCUCACAAGUGGGCCUUUGGUGCUGUGGCAGAACUGCUUGAUAAUUCCAUUGAUGAGAUACAAAAUGGGGCCACCUUUGUUGUCGUGGAUAAGACCUCAAAUCCCAGGGAUGGAACUACAGCUUUGUUAAUUCAAGAUAAUGGUGGUGGAAUGAACCCUGAAGCAAUGCGGCGUUGCAUUAGUUUUGGGUUUUCUGAUAAGCAUUCAAAAACUGCAAUAGGACAGUAUGGAAAUGGGUUUAAGACCAGUUCUAUGAGACUCGGGGCUGAUGUUGUGGUCUUCAGCCGCUCCAUGGUGGACAGGAAAUCGACGCAAAGUGUAGGUUUGCUAUCUUAUACAUUUUUAACGCAAACAGGCCAGGAUAGAAUAGUUGUCCCAAUGGUUGAUUAUGAGUUUGAUUCACAUACAAGUACAUGGAAUUCAUUACACGAUGAACAACAUCUAAAUAAAAAUCUUUCCAUCCUCUUAGAGUGGUCUCCGUUUAUGACAGAAGCCGAACUUCUGAACCAAUUUGAUGACAUUGGCUCUCAUGGUACCAAGAUAAUAGUCUACAAUCUAUGGCAGAAUGAUGAUGGAAAAUUGGAGCUCGAUUUUGAGUCAGACCCAGAGGAUAUUCGUAUCUGUUGGGACACUAGAGAAAAAGCUAAAUUUUCCUCUAAGAUGAAAGCAAGCGAACAGCAUCUUGCUAAUCGUUUUAAGCAUUCACUUCGCGCAUAUUUAUCUAUUUUAUACUUGCAAUAUCCUGGGAACUUUUGCAUAGUAUUGCGUGGACAAAUUGUUGAGUAUCAUAACAUUGGAAGUGAUCUCAAAUUUCCGCAAUUCAUACGGUACAAACCUCAAAAUGUUGAGGAAUCGGUCAUCACUACGAUUGGCUUCCUGAAGGAAGCUCCAGCUGUGAAUGUACAUGGUUUUAAUGUCUACCACAAGAAUAGACUGAUACUGCCAUUUUGGCAUGUUGUAACCUUUUCUGACAGCAGAGGCAGAGGAGUUGUAGGGCUUUUGGAAGCAAACUUUGUUAAGCCUACUCACAAUAAACAGGAUUUUGAGAAAACUCCAGUCUUCCAAAAGCUUGAAACCCGUCUAAAAGAAAUGACACAAGAAUACUGGGAUUACCAUUGUGGACUCAUUGGCUAUCAAGCUAAGAAAAUCCCUCGAACAAUGGCACAUCAAGUUGUACCUAAUCCUAAGUCAAAUUGUGGACCUGGUAUAUAUCAACCUGUCGUGCUGACUAGAGACUCCUCAAGUGCUUUUGGUGUAAGAGCAUCAUCGGCAGCUGGAGUUAAAAAAGAUGCAUCUGGAAUCUCCUUGCCGUCCUUCCAUAAGAGCACAGAGGAAGCAGCUCUCAAAAGGAAAAGACAUGAGCAAGUUGUGGAGACUGGAAGGGCAAAUAGGAUGGGAGGCACAAGGGUGAGAUCUGUUGAUAAUGCUCACAGUGGAGAUGUACAACAGCGUGCUAUUUAUCCUGCCAGGGCGUUCCAAGUAGACGAAGAAGCCGCUAAGAUAAUUCAAGAUAACCGAAACCUCUGCGCCCGGUUCAAAGAAUAUGAGGGGAUAGACAAAGAACUCAAUCUUAAGAUUACAAAACUCAAGGCAGAAAUAGAAGAAGCACGUCGCGAGUAUGCUCGGAUGCUUCUAGAAUCCAAAGUGUUGGAGAAAGUGAAAAGGGGGAAGGGAAACAGGGAACAGGGACAUGUCUGAUCAUUUUGCUGAUAUUUUUGCUUGUCUAUUUAUAGGAACUAAUCCAAUAGGUGAGGUCCAGUCCAAUCUCCAUCUUAAUACUCCUUCCGUCUCACUCAAGAUGUCCACAUUCUCGAGUGGGUGGACAUCUUGAAGGAAGAGUACUCAGUAAAUAGGAGGCUUGGUGAAAGAAUGAGCUCUAGUCUCCAUCCUUGUAAUUUUUGUGAGAGAAUGAAAAUCAGUCUCCCACAGUUGGAGGAUUUCGAAAAUUGCACCAUCUCAAUACUUGGGUGUUUCUCUCUUUUCAUGUCCAAGUUUUAUUAGUAUGAUAGGAUUUCUGCCACACAAAAGAAUAUAUUUGACAGAUCAAAAGAUUCGAAGAGAAAUCGCAAGUCCAGCCAAUCUUUGUAGAAUCUAAAUUUAUAAGUAGUAAUUCAAUUUAUAGAAUUCUUGUAUAUUCUUUUA
Molecule: messenger RNA, 2689 nt
Organism: Salvia splendens (bonfire salvia)
Lineage: Eukaryota; Viridiplantae; Streptophyta; Magnoliopsida; Lamiales; Lamiaceae
Product: protein MICRORCHIDIA 6
Exons: 20
Coding region: 257-2245 (662 amino acids)
Cellular component (GO): nucleus
Molecular function (GO): ATP hydrolysis activity
Source: RefSeq, a predicted model, not a curated record